Molecule: messenger RNA, 360 nt
Organism: Vitis riparia (riverbank grape)
Lineage: Eukaryota; Viridiplantae; Streptophyta; Magnoliopsida; Vitales; Vitaceae
Exons: 2
Coding region: 1-360 (119 amino acids)
Molecular function (GO): protein dimerization activity; DNA binding
Source: RefSeq, a predicted model, not a curated record
AUGGAGAAGAAGCAAGCUAAAAGCCAUAAAAAGGUUGAGAUGAGAAAGAUGAACAAUGAAGAGGAUCGCCUUGUUUCCUUCUCGAAGCGCAGAUCUAUAGAAAGGCAAGUGAGCUUUCUACCCUUUGCGGUGCAGAAGUUGGGUAAAGAAAAAGAGGUGCAAUCUAAGGGUCAAUCUCUUUUGAAAGGGAAGUCUCCUGUGGGGAAGAAUGUGGCAGUAACUAGCCCAAGUAAGAAGCCAACUGAAGAGAAUAUGAAGGGGAAGGGGAAAGAGCCUGAAACUGAAAUGACUCCAGAGGAAGCCAUAAAGAAAGCUCAAAGAGAUAAGAAGAAGAAGGAUAAAGAAAUAGAAAAAGUUUAG